This is a messenger RNA of Pocillopora verrucosa, 843 nucleotides long. RefSeq names its product transmembrane protein 198-like. Gene Ontology annotation, cellular component: plasma membrane. The record is from RefSeq and is a predicted model, not a curated record. NCBI's taxonomy places the organism in Eukaryota, Metazoa, Cnidaria, Anthozoa, Scleractinia, Pocilloporidae.
AUGAACUUGGACGAGGGUCUCAAUUUCACCAAAGCAGCUACGCAGAAAAUACUUAACAAGUUGGUUUAUAGCAAGCAUCCAGCCACCGUGACUGUAAUCGAGAUAUCAGCAGUGAUUGGUAUAGUGGUGUGGGCUGCUGGUUAUCGGCUAAUUAGGCCAUGCAUGUUCCUCGCUGGAUUUGUUCUAGGAUUCCUCAUUUUCUACGUAUUCAGCCCACUGAUCUUUAAGACACAACUGUGCUGUGGUCCUAACGGGAAGGAAAUAGCCCACGUUUUGUUCAGUGCAUUGGUCGGUGUGUUUGGUGGAUUUUUAGGAUGUCGAUUAUACAGACUUGGUGUGUUCACAAUCGGAGAGUGUCUAGGACUGCUGGUUGGCCUUACAAUUCUUAGCACUCCGCUGUACAAGUACUUUCACAGUAACAUUGCCUACGCCGCUUUGAUGGCAACAGUUUCACUCAUGUUCGGAUCGCUGGCUCACUUCUAUGAGAAACCGGUCGUAGUCAUAGCAACAGCUUGCGCUGGAUCAUUUGCUGUGUUCUAUGGAGCUGACUAUUUUCUUCGGACAAGUUUUUCCGUCACAAUUGAGGCCUUUCUGUUGAGAAUCCGGGACGUUCUCUGGGACGGGCUGAAAUCAGAGCUCUCAAAUUGGACCUACAGGGCUAAAGUUCCCGACCAUCUGGCAGUCCGUUUUACAAACAACGCCAUCCCAGUGUUUGUGUGUUGGGGCGUAAGUACAGCUGUCGGAUGUGCUAUUCAGUACAAAGUAACAGCUAACAGUUUAAACAGUAACUCUAAUCUUCUACAAUUCUGCAACUGCUGCGACAGACCCAAGCCCGAUAGAUGA